AUGCCUGAUACGGAGAUCAUUGUGACCAAUGCCGGCGAGCCCUCCACGAAGGCCAGCUUGAUCGUUGUCUCGAAUCGUUUGCCCUUUGUGCUCAUUCGCAAUGCGGCUGGGGAGCUGGAAAGGAAAGCCAGUGCUGGUGGCCUCGUCACUGCUGUCUGUCCGGUGGUUAUCAAAGGCAACGGCCUGUGGGUGGGCUGGUCCGGCAUUCACUUGGAGGAUCCCAAUGAGGCAAUACCGGAGUCGAAUCCAAAUGAUCAAACGCCCACAGCGGGCCUCAAGUCGGACCAAGUUGUCUCCGUGAACAUCGAUUCGAAGAUCUUUGAUAGCUACUACAAUGGUUGCUGCAACAAGAUGUUCUGGCCACUCUUCCACUCCAUGCCGGGGAGGGCUAACUUCGGAGGGUCACACUGGACGGACUAUGUAACGGUGAACAAGCAUUUUGCGGUGCGCACGAUCGAGGCGCUUGAGAAGUGCCUGGCCAAGAAGCAGGGCAGCGAGAAGAGUCCCCCGAUUGUGUGGAUCCACGACUACCAUUUGAUGCUGGCUGCCAAUUGGGUGCGCGAGCACGCGGAGGAGAAGAAUCUGCCCUGCCGCUUGGCGUUCUUCUUGCACAUUCCCUUUCCGCCAUGGGAUAUUUUCCGACUGCUGCCGUGGUCCGAUGAGAUAUUGCAGGGCAUGCUUGGCUGCGAUUUGGUUGGCUUUCACAUUCAGGAUUAUUGCCUGAACUUUGUGGACUGCUGUCAGCGCAGUCUCGGCUGCCGCGUGGAUCGCAACAACUUGCUCGUGGAGCAUGGCGGUCGCACUGUGCGUAUUCGUCCGCUGCCCAUUGGCAUUCCCUACGAGCGAUUUGUGAACCUCGCACAGAAUGCGCCCAAGGUGCUCAAGACCUCCAAGCAGCAAAUCAUUCUCGGCGUGGAUCGUUUGGACUACACCAAGGGACUGGUGCAUCGCUUGAUGGCAUUCGAGGCGCUACUCCUCAAGUAUCCGCAGCACAAGGAGAAGGUUAGUCUGCUGCAAAUCUCCGUGCCUUCCCGCACAGACGUCAAGGAGUAUCGUGAGCUGAAGGAGGAGGUCGAUCAGCUGGUGGGACGCAUCAAUGGCCGCUUCACCACCGCCAAUUGGGCGCCCAUACGCUACAUCUACGACUACGUCAGCCAGGAUGAACUGGCGGCUCUGUAUCGGGAUGCGGCUGUCUGUCUGGUGACGCCGCUGCGUGAUGGCAUGAAUCUGGUGGCCAAGGAAUUUGUUGCCUGCCAAAUAAAUGAUAUUCCGGGCGUGCUAGUCAUCUCGCCGUUCGCCGGUGCUGGGGAGAUGAUGCACGAGGCGCUGCUCUGCAAUCCGUACGAGGUGAACGAGGCGGCCGAGGUCAUACAUCGUGCUCUGACCAUGCCGGAGGAUGAGCGCGCGCUGCGUAUGGCGCGUCUGCGACGCCGCGAGGCCGAAUGCGAUGUCAGCCAUUGGAUGAGGUGUUUCCUGAAGGCUGUGGGCGCUCUCGAGAUGGACGAUGUGGGCACCACCACCAUGCAGCCUGUCUCUGUGGAUGACUUUGAUGACUACUUACUGAAAUACAUCGGCUACAAUCACAAGCUGGCGCUCCUGUUGGAUUAUGACGGUACUUUGGCGCCCAUUGCGCCGCAUCCGGAUCUGGCCACACUGUCGCCCGAGAUCAAGAACGUCCUCUACAAACUAUCGAACCACUCGGAUGUCUAUGUGGCCGUUAUUUCGGGCCGCAACGUGGACAAUGUCAAGAAAAUGGUCGGCAUCGAGGGCAUCACGUAUGCGGGCAACCAUGGCCUGGAGAUACUCCAUCCGGAUGGCAGCAAGUUCGUCCAUCCCAUGCCCAUUGAGUAUGAGAAGAAAGUCAGCGAUCUGCUGAAGGCGCUGCAGGAUUCGGUGUGCAAGGAUGGCGCCUGGGUGGAGAACAAGGGAGCGCUGCUGACGUUCCACUAUCGCGAGACGCCCAAUCACUUGCGCGGCGUCAUGGUGGAAAAGGCGCGUUCGCUGAUCGAGAAGUACGGCUUCCGGGCGACAGAGGCGCAUUGCGCGCUGGAGGCACGUCCGCCUGUGCAGUGGAACAAGGGACGCGCCUCCAUCUACAUACUGCGCACAUCUUUCGGCGUGGACUGGAACGAGCGCAUCAAGAUUAUCUAUGUGGGUGAUGAUCUUACCGAUGAGGAUGCCAUGGUGGCACUCAAGGGUAUGGCGAGAACUUUCCGCAUCACCUCGUCGGACAUUGUCAAGACAGCAGCCGAUCAUCGCCUGCCCUCAACGGACUCUGUUUACACGCUACUCAAGUGGGUGGAGCGUCACUUUAUGGGCCGCAAGGCGCGCGCCAAUUCAUUGACCUACAGGCCCACCAAGGGCGAUGGCGUACAGAUGCAAAUGUCACUGGAGGUGGCCUCAACGGCAAACAAUCUGGAGGUGUAAUCUCACACACAGACACAUCUGCUCUGAUAAGUUCUAAGAUUUUUAAGAAUAAACACAAACACAAACAAAUAAUUUACAAUCGA
Molecule: messenger RNA, 2510 nt
Organism: Drosophila subobscura
Lineage: Eukaryota; Metazoa; Arthropoda; Insecta; Diptera; Drosophilidae
Gene: Tps1
Product: alpha,alpha-trehalose-phosphate synthase [UDP-forming]
Exons: 5
Coding region: 1-2427 (808 amino acids)
Biological process (GO): trehalose biosynthetic process
Cellular component (GO): alpha,alpha-trehalose-phosphate synthase complex (UDP-forming); cytosol
Molecular function (GO): catalytic activity
Source: RefSeq, a predicted model, not a curated record